Messenger RNA from Kluyveromyces marxianus DMKU3-1042, 1629 nucleotides. RefSeq names its product GTPase GUF1 (gene GUF1). The transcript has a single exon. The record is from RefSeq and is a predicted model, not a curated record. Gene Ontology annotation, molecular function: mitochondrial ribosome binding; GTPase activity; GTP binding. Lineage: Eukaryota; Fungi; Ascomycota; Saccharomycetes; Saccharomycetales; Saccharomycetaceae. Gene Ontology annotation, cellular component: mitochondrion. Bases 1 to 1629 code for a protein of 542 amino acids. Gene Ontology annotation, biological process: positive regulation of translation.
AUGUUUUACCAGGACCCAAGAACGAAACUGGAUUACCUAUUACAUUUGGUUGAUACACCAGGACAUGUUGAUUUCCGUGCAGAAGUCUCUAGAUCAUAUGCAUCUUGUGGUGGAGCGCUGCUACUUGUUGAUGCUUCCCAAGGUGUUCAAGCUCAAACCGUUGCCAACUUUUAUUUAGCAUACAGUAUGGACUUGAAGCUUAUCCCUGUCAUAAAUAAAAUUGAUUUGGAUAUUGCAGACAUCAAGCAAGCCGAAGAGCAGGUUGAGAACAUGUUUGAAUUGCCGAAAGAAGAUUGCAUCAAGGUUAGCGCUAAAACCGGCUUAAAUGUCGAACAAUUACUACCUGCUAUUAUUGACAGAAUACCACCACCCCAGGGCAAGAUUGAAAAGCCCUUGAGAGCUUUGCUUGUAGAUUCAUGGUAUGAUUCAUACCUAGGUGUUGUGCUUCUUGUGCAUAUCGUCGAUGGUACUGUGAAGAAGGGAGAUAAGAUAAUCACAGCGGCUAAUGGCUUGAAAUACGAGGUAAAAGAAUGUGGAAUCAUGUACCCUGAUAGAGUUGCAACAAAUUCUUUAAAGUCAGGACAGGUUGGGUAUCUGGUUCCAGGUAUGAAAGAAUCAAAAAAUGCCAAAAUUGGAGAUACUUUGAUGCAUCAAGGUAAAGAAUCCAUAACUGAAGUUUUACCAGGUUUCGAAGAACCAAAACCGAUGGUUUUCGUCGGUGCAUUCCCAGCCGACGGAGCUGAGUUUAAGGCUUUAGACGAUGAUAUUAGUAGAUUGGUAUUAAAUGAUAGAUCAGUUUCAUUACAAAGAGAGACCUCAAAUGCGCUAGGUCAGGGCUGGCGGUUGGGAUUCUUAGGCUCAUUACACGCUUCAGUGUUCACUGAAAGGUUAGAAAAAGAGUACGGCUCAAAAUUGAUUAUCACUCAACCUACGGUUCCCUUUCUCAUCAAGUACAAAGAUGGGACUCAAAAAAUAAUUACAAAUCCGGAUGAUUUCCCGGAUCUUUCGACUAGAAAGUCUAAUCUAGAAGCAUUGGAAGAACCGUUUGUUGAAGCCAUAAUGACUUUACCCCAAGAAUAUUUAGGGAAGGUCAUCCAACUUUGUGAUGAUAGCCACGGAAUCCAAAAGGAAAUCACAUAUCUUGAUAUGACUGGUCAAGCUAUGCUACGAUACGAACUUCCUUUGUCGUAUUUAGUUGAUGACUUUUUUGGCAAAUUGAAAUCUGUUUCAAGAGGUUACGCAUCGCUUGAUUAUGAAGACAUAGGCUAUAAACCAAGUGAUAUAGUAAAACUCGAACUAUUAGUUAAUGGAAAGAGUGUUGAUGCUCUUGCUCAAGUUAUGCAUAGAGACCAAACGGAACACAUUGGGAAAGAAUGGGUCAAGAAAUUCAAGAAAUUCAUCAAAUCUCAACUUUUUGAGGUGGUGAUCCAAGCCAAGGCAAAUAACAAAAUUAUUGCAAGGGAAACUAUCAAAGCUAGAAGAAAAGACGUUCUAUCAAAGCUUCAUGCCAGUGAUGUGUCUCGUAGAAAGAAGCUCUUAGCCAAGCAAAAACAAGGGAAAAAGAAUAUGAAAACAGUUGGUAACAUUCAAAUAAACCAAGACGCAUUCCAGUCAUUUUUACGUCGUUAA